Cottoperca gobio is the source of this 2595-nucleotide messenger RNA. RefSeq lists its product as uncharacterized. The transcript has 3 exons. The coding region runs from base 193 to 1770 and encodes 525 amino acids. Gene Ontology annotation, molecular function: RNA binding. NCBI's taxonomy places the organism in Eukaryota, Metazoa, Chordata, Actinopteri, Perciformes, Bovichtidae. The record is from RefSeq and is a predicted model, not a curated record.
AGUGGAUAAAGGAUCUUACUACAGCAUGCACCGUGCACAGUUCCGUGCACAGUUCCGUGCAGGAGUGAAAGUGAAACUAAACGCGUGCAGCUCGAGGUAACUGUUGGCAACAGUGGGAAGUUUGUAGUGGUUGAAAAGUGGCGCGUUAGCUUAGCUGUGAUGUUAGCUUAGCUGUGAUGUUAGCGAGGCGUCAUGUCUGCAGCAGACUCCCGGGAGGGAAGCAAGACGCUGGUUGUGUCCGGUGUGCCCGACGUGCCCGACGUGCUGUCCGUCAGCAGGAUGCGAGACAAGCUGACUAUUCAUUUCCAGAGCUGCAGACGGAGUCACGGAGGAGACGUGGCGGUCGUCGAAUAUCCCACCAAAAUGGACGGGGUCGCUUUUGUCACUUUUGACAAAGCUGAAGAUGCAGAGAGGGCGGUGCGAAAGGAGCAACAGAUCAUGAUGGACAGCGAGUUUCCUGAAGACUACCUGCUCACUGUGUUCCCCUUCACUCGUGAUGUGUUUUUAUACGUCCCCAGCGCUUUGGUCAAUCUCUCCGUAUUCGGCAGAGAUCAGUCGUCGCUGAUUCAGAGUCUGCAGUCAGCUCACAGGUCGCUACGUUUCCGGCCUGCCCUCCAUCAGAUGACAGCCACCAUUGAAGGUCCUUUCACUGCCGUCCAGGCUCUGAGACAGGACCUCAUCCGCAUGGCCGACCAGCUUAAAUCCCCGGCCUCAGCCCAAACAGCUGCUGUCAAACUGAGAGAAACUCCUCCUAAUCCGAGGCUAAUAUCUCCUCACGAGAAUGUCGGCUCUGUAAGCCGCGGCGGUGCUAAAGCUAAGCUGAGACCAGCGAGCUCUUCCUUAUCACCGCCGCCGCAGACCACAGGUGAGGCGUCUGAAGUCCAAAGCCUGCUCUCAAAUGCAAAAACUCAUUCCUUGAGGCGGAAAGUUUCCCGUAAAGCUGUGGGGACACACGGUGAUGAAGAGGAGGAUCAGAGAGAUCGCUCCCGGCUCGACAUGCCCACAGAAUACAGGACAGAGCGAGCAGAGGCCAACCCAAGACAAGCGCUCAAUGCAGGGGUUAGAUCUUCCUUAUCAGGCCUGGACCUGCUCUUGGGAGAGGAAAUAUCAGCAAAACAGCCAGGAGUGGACGACAUUUCACAAACACACAGCAGACUGGACAGGAUUUCAGCAACCAAGAUCGGAGGAGAGAAUCGGACGGGCUACAGCGGUGCUGACUAUCUGAAGGAAUCAGGUCAGAGCAGCUCUGCUAAGAUCCUCCAGUCCGGACUCAAACAUGUCCCAACGUCCGAUAUCGAGGAUACAGCAGAUCCGUCUGCAAUCUGUCCCGAGGAUCAGGAGGAUACGUGCAUCUGGGUCGAAACUGACAUAUUCAGGUACAUUGAAAAGUUUGACAAGAAGGAGUUGGACCGACGCUUGAGAGGUCUUGAUGUAACUGUUAAACGCGAAGGUUCUGACCUCACACAGAUAUUGUUGACCGAGAAACAAACCUCAAAGACGACCCCGAUGAUCCAGCAGGCGUUGAAAAACCUCAAGAGUUUGGUGGAGUUCUGGCACUCGAUGUUAGUAGUUCAUCAGAUCGACUAUAACGAGGAGGACAAACAGAAACUGAUUCAAAUCUGCGAUGAUGAGAAUAUCGGGUACUCUAACAUUCUAUACGUGUUGGAGGAUUCUUGCGUAAAAGUCAUCAGCUACUCAACAUCUAGUCACAUGUUCUGUAAGAGUGUGAAGGAUAGUCUUGCUAAACUCAAAGAUGCUCGGAGAAUGUAAUGGAUGCAGCAAAAAUACAUGGGCGUAGUUUUAUCAAUGACCACACGGUGGUGCUGUUGUGCUGCAUGUUGCAUUCACACAACCUGCUCCUGUAGUUGUCUGAAUGUCGACCUUAAGUUUAGGUACAUUACAUUGGUAUUUUCCUGCAUAAUAAUUAGAACUGUAUACAUUAAUGGUACUGUGUGUAUAUAACAUAUCUGCCUCCAUUACUCAGAAAACUCACUUUAAUGCUCUUAUUAAAUGAAAGAAUCCAGUGCUUUUGCUUCCCUCCGGGUUAAUAAUUAGGCUUUUAGCAAGUCUUAAUCCAAACCAUGUUUUCACAGCAGUAGGGAUAAAUCUUAAUUAACCUCCUCACAUUUUAAUCACAAAAGAUUGGCUUCUAAUUACAUAAAAAAUGACAACCUGUCUCACAUAAUCACAUCUUCCUAUUCUCUUGUCAACAAAUUAUAUAAUUAUGUUAUCCUUGUAUUGGUAAUAAAUUAUUUUCUUUGAGGCGCAGAGAAAAUAAAAGUGUUUCUGUUCAAAGCGAGACACUACCUCAGUUUUCCUGCACUGGUUAAUUUUAAGAUUUUGGGCUAAUACACAUUUAGGUGUUUAUUUUUCUAACUUUGUCUAUUUGUAUCUGUGAAUUUCCCCUUACACACCAAACCUUCCCGUUUCAUUCCUGUCUGUGUUCUGAAGGUUUUCACUGAGAGCUUUGUUCUGAUAUCAUUCACAGCCUGAUUUAUAGAUUAAUGAUUUAUUUUUUAUUUUUUUAUGGAUGUUGACAGUAUUUUCUGAUUUGUGGAGUGAAACAAAUAAAUGUAAAGUUGUUAAAAAUGUAAA